AAGAUUCUGCUUUGGAGAUUCACCUGAAGAUUCUGCUUUGGAGAUUCACCUGAAGAUUCUGCUUUGAAGAUUCACCUGAAGAUUCUGCUUUGAAGAUUCACCUGAAGGUUCUGCUUUGAAGAAUUAAAGUUGUUUUAAUUUAGAUUUUUCAUCCUAACUUUCCUUUAUCAACUACUUUCUACUUUUUCAAUGGCUUCUGCAAGGUAAGUUUCAAUUCUUUAUUUUCUUUUGGUGGUUUACUUGUAGUAUUUCUUAAUCCAUUUCAUUUGUUUAUUUGCAAACUCUCUUGAUGUAGCCAACCAACUCCUGAUGUUGCUAAACUAUUUUAACAGAAAAUGUGUUCUCUUUAGUUUUCACAUGGCAGCUCCCAUGUGACUAACAUUUUAGUCAGAAAGUGAGAAAACUGAAUUUCCACCCUGAGUGAAGGUUGAAACCUGAAAGGGAUUUAGUUUUUGUAUUUGGCUUCAUCCUGUUUUCACACUUUUUGACCAACUUGUGAUUAACCUGAACUAAAACCCCUGAGUUUACACACUGAGUUAAAGUGAUAGCUGAAAGGGGAAGGAAAAUAACACCACCCUGAGUGAAGAGUCCACCUGAAACUAGAGCCCAGCAGCUGCAUGACUGACGGUGCCGCCCACCGCCACUUUCUGCUGUGCCCGGUGUGCAACAGGACCCAGCAGGCCCUUGGAGUCCACCUCCGCCGGACCUGUAUGAAGGACGCCACCCGAGAGACCAUCACGGCAGCAGUAGAGAAGGCCAAGGAUGACGUGUUCCAGCUGCUGAAAACAGGCCGUGUAUUUACUUAUGACCUGCUGCGUGGGAUAAUUGAAUCCCGUGACCCCCUCGGGAGGCUGAUUGAGGAGCUGCAGCGACGCAAGAUGGUGGUCAGUGACAUGCCAGCUGCUGAAAGUCCUGCCACCCAGGACCCCACCGCCCAAGCUGGACCUUCCACUGCUGUGGAAACGGGCCAGAGCAGCACUCCCGAGGACACGAGUGAAGCUGCAAGCGAGAGCAGCGGAGAGACCUUUCAAUGUCGCACCCCGGCUUGGAAAGUCAACAAGAGGGCACUGAUGGCAGAGAUGGGCCUCUACCAGAAACACUCGGCUGACCAUCGUCUCCUCAGAGACUUUGGGGCCUACUUGUUAAAGGACCUCGCUAAUGAGAAUUAUAAACAGGAAGUGGAUAACGUUGCUAGGUUCCUGUUUUAUAUGGACCCAGCCCGCCCCUCUCUCCUGUUUGUGCGUGACAGAGAAAGGACGAAGGAAUACCUGAGGAAGCUUGCUGAGGCCCAGCUCGCCAAGCAGACUCAGGUGAACUACCUGAAGAGCUUGAAGAGAUUCCUCACGUACCACACGGUGUGCACAAACCUACUGUUUGACGACCGUGAGCUCCACACAGACGCCAAACAUUUCAUAGAGUACAUCGGUGCACUUGGGACACAGCUGAGCAAGGGCAUCAGCAAAGAGGUCGUCGCCAAGCGGGAUCGAUUGUUCCGGAGUGACAGGGGGAUGACUCCUCAGGACUGCUGGGCGGUGCUGAGGGCGGCCAAGCCAGAUUUCCUCGCUGUCAUCGCCAAGAUUUUUGAGGCUGCGCCCUGCUACGCCAUCCAGCUGGAGACCUCAGAGUGCCUCCUUGUCCUGUACUACUUGGAGGCCGUGGUGAUCCUGAAGCACCUGCAGAGGCCUGGUGUGGUGGAGCACAUGACUGUUGAAGAGUGGAAGAACAGGAUCCAGGUGGAGAGGGGCCACACUGCCAUUGCAGUUAAAGAGCACAAGACGGCAGCACAGCAGGUGGCCAGUUUUGUGCUCUCUCCAGAAGAGGAGACAUGGUUCAUGUACUACUUUGAUGUUGUCCGUGAUGCCAUGAAGUCAUCAAAGAGGUACAGGAUGGGACCAGACGCUGAAAAGGUGGAGGAAAACCCUCAGGAGAGGUUUUUCCUUUCCACAGCUGGGAUGCCAGUUUACAACGCCUCCAAUGACCUGGCUCGACUGCACAAGAAAUACAACGUCCCAGUGGUGACCAGUCAGCUGGCGAGGCGCGUUUUUGAGACUGCAGCCAAGAAGCUUACUGAUGUGGAUAAGUCUCUGGUAGCGGACUACCUGACCCACUCCACGGCCACAGCAGAGAAGCACUACCGGAUGAAGCAAGGUGCCAGCUUGAUGAAGGGUUCCCAGCUGAUCAGCGCGUUGGGUUCUGACUUGAGUGGAGAAUCUGGAGACGACGCAGCCGGCACAUCGGGAAAGUCCCAACACAUCCAGAUGGACUUCCAGGUGAUCUGGGAUAAGUUUGUGGAGGAAUUCCCCGUCACAGUUGAUGGGACAGUUCCGUCACUGAGUUCCCGCUGCGCUGCUUCAGUGGAUCACCAGCGUAAGAUCUAUGAGCGCUGGCUGAAGUCCCAGAUGAAGCUGAGAGUUCAGCAUGUCAUCUCCCACUUCGACCGUCGCCUCCCCUCCAGAUCCAGAGUGGCAGCCUGGAUUGACAGUCAGGGCUGGAGGAGCAACGUCCCCGUUGCAGACUAUGUGUUGGAAGCCUGGAAACCCAGCAGCAGCAUUGAAGACAUGCCGUCAUCCAAGUGCAUCCGGCGCCUGGUCAGCAACCAGAAGUGGAAGGGGCUUGCCCUUAAAGACAUCCAGGGCAAGGGCAAAGGUGUGGUUGCUGCCAGGAAGUUUGUCAGCGGUGAGGUGGUCUGUGACUACCACGGUCGGGUAGUCACAGGUGCAGAGGGGGAGGAGAUCCAUGCCACCAUUAAGGAAGAGCAAACAGGCUACAUGUUUUUCUACUCCAAGGAUGGUCAGAGGAUGUGCCUGGAUGCUCACGCUGCGACGUGUUCUUGUCACCCGGAUCGUCAGACCUUUGGGAGGAUGAUAAAUCACUCGAGAAAGAAGGCCAACGUCAGACCUCGGCUCUUCUCAUUGGACUUUGAUGGAAACACCAGGGACGUCAUGCUCUUCCUGGCAAUGAGGGACAUUAAGAAAGAUGAGGAAAUUCUUUUUGACUAUGGGGUGAAGAGACACUCAUUCUGUGGGGAAGGUCUGGACUUGGACUGGAUCUGACAGUCUUUUUAUAACACUUUGUAUGUUUUUUUUUGUUUGUUUUUUUUAAUUUGGAUACAAAUUUCUAUAUUUCUCAACAAUAUGUAACUACAGUGUGAGGUCAGUUUAUAACACUUUGUAUGUUUUUUUUUUUUAUUAUUUGGAUACAAAUUUCUAUAUUUCUCAACAAUAUGUAACUACAGUGUGAGGUCAGUUUAUAACACUUUGUUUUUUUUUUAUUUGGAUACA
Molecule: messenger RNA, 3281 nt
Organism: Thalassophryne amazonica
Lineage: Eukaryota; Metazoa; Chordata; Actinopteri; Batrachoidiformes; Batrachoididae
Exons: 12
Coding region: 618-3053 (811 amino acids)
Molecular function (GO): protein binding
Source: RefSeq, a predicted model, not a curated record